AUGGACCAAGAGAUUGUAAAAUCGUAUUUUGAUAAGAAGCUUGUUAAGUAUGGAGUGGUAUUUGGAUGCUUCAGUAAAAUUGAACAAGUUGGUUUAACAAGAUAUCUUUCAAGCAAUCGCAUCAUUCAAAUAGUUAACAUUAACAAAGCUCAUUAUCCCUUACUUCUAGAAAACCGACACCAUCUUGGUGUUGCUUUAGACUUGGAAUGCAAACAAUCCAAAGAUUUAAUUUUCAAGAGCGGGGAAUUAGGUUAUUUUGAUAUUAAACACCAUUGGCUGGUACUAAGUAGUCAAGAAAACGUCACAGAAUAUUUCCAACAUGCAAAAUUUGUAGUAACUGCUGAUAUCAAUGUAGUUACUCCAUUAUCCAAAGAAGCAACAAAGUUUAAGAUCACAGAUUUCUACAGUCCAGGAUCUAGAGAGACUAAAAGAUUUGUGUAUGAUCCUCUUGGAUAUUAUAACAAAACAACUGGCUACAAAACCAAUUCUGUGGGGUCGAAGUACUGGAAACGUAGAGAUUUAACUGGGGUACACGUUAGAAGUACAGCUGUGUUGUUUGAUCCGUAUGAAGGUGACCCUGCAGAAUACAUUAAAACGUACGAAAAUAGAAACUACAACACAUUUUCGAGAUACCAAAGUAAACUGUACUUAGCCUGUGCUCAACGACUUAAUUACACGCUGGAUGUGGCUGUAGUGAACAGCUGGGGUUACCCAUUAGGCAAUGGCAGUUGGGAUGGCCUGUGCGGAGCAUUGCAAAGAAAUGACACGGACAUUGGGCUAUCACCUGUGGUCGUAAGGCCAGAUAGAAUGGAAGUUUUAAGAUACGGUUCACAAACUUGGGUUUUGAAAGUGGUCUUUCUAUUUCGGAAUCCCAAAACCAAAAGCUCCAUUGAAGUUUUCCUGAAACCUUUGUCCUCUUCUAUUUGGUUUUUUACAUUACUGGCUGCUGUGAUUUGUAUUGUUUUACUGAGGAUUAGCUUGUACGAGGAAAAAAUCACGCUUCGUGAUAGAAAUUUGGAUUAUACAUGGAGCUAUUUGAUAAUAUCUAUUGUUGGAGCGUUGACUCAACAAGGAUUUGAAAGUACUCCUAGGUUAUUGUCGGGGAGGAUUAUAACAAUCUUUGUUUUCUUGCUUUUCCUUUUGGUUUACCAGUUUUAUUCAGCCAGUUUAGUGUCAUAUUUGUUACUAAAAGAUACAGAUACCAUUAAAACAGUUGCUGACAUAUUGAAUUCAGAUUUGGAAGUAGGAAUCGAAGAUAUAGUCUACAACAGGGACUAUUUUAAGUUAACUAAAGACGAAGUAUCCAUAAAGUUGUUUAAAAAGAAGAUUUACAGACCUAAUAAUAAAACACAUUACUUACCAGUACCAGUUGGAGUAAAAUUAGUAAAAGGAGGAUCGUAUGCCUUUCAUGUGGAUUUAGAUUCUGCAUCUCCAAUAAUAGAACAAACGUUUGAGUUAAAAGAAAUAUGUGAAUUAAGGAAGGUACAAUUAUUUACCACUGUUACACUGCACACUCCAAUGGUAAGGAAGUAUCCUUAUAGGGAUAUCCUAGAAACAUGCUUGCAAAAAUUUAGCGAAACCGGAAUAAAGUACAGAGAACUUUCAUACUGGUGUGCUAGAAAAUUGUCUUGUAUUGAGUCUGCAAACACCAAAACAUUUAAAGUUGGACUUGAUGAUUUAUAUCCCGCUUUUAUGUCUCUUGCAAUUGGAAUAGCCUUAAGUUUGAUUAUGUUGGUUAUGGAGAUAAAAAUUCACAACAAGUUAAAUAACAAACAGGAUCAAGAAAAUUAUGCUGUUCAAAAAUUUGUUAAUUAACACAUUACACUGUCAUAGAAUUUCAGUAAAACACAUAAAACACAUAGAAGGCAAACUGUUUUAAAAGUUUUCUACUAUUAUUAAUUAAGGAAACUACUAAUAAUUCAAAGAACAUG
Aethina tumida (small hive beetle) is the source of this 1931-nucleotide messenger RNA. RefSeq names its product ionotropic receptor 75a-like. Gene Ontology annotation, molecular function: ligand-gated monoatomic ion channel activity. Lineage: Eukaryota; Metazoa; Arthropoda; Insecta; Coleoptera; Nitidulidae. Bases 1 to 1815 code for a protein of 604 amino acids. The record is from RefSeq and is a predicted model, not a curated record. Gene Ontology annotation, cellular component: membrane. The transcript is spliced from 7 exons.